AUGGAUAGAAGAAGCAGUAACAUCACAGUUUUUAUUCUACUGGGGCUUUCCCAAAAUAAGAACACUGAAGUCCUCUGCUUUGUAUUCUUUUUAUUUUGCUACCUUGCUAUUUGGAUGGGCAAUGUACUCAUAAUGGUUUCUAUCACAUGCACUCAGCUCAUUGACCAACCCAUGUACUUCUUUCUCAACUACCUCUCACUUUCUGACCUCUGCUACACAUCCACAGUGACCCCUAAAUUAAUGACUGACUUACUGGCAGAAAGGAAAAUAAUUUCCUAUAAUAAUUGCAUGAUACAACUCUUUACAACUCAUUUAUUUGGAGGAAUCGAAAUCUUUAUUCUCACAGGGAUGGCCUAUGACCGGUAUGUGGCCAUUUGCAAGCCACUGCAUUACACCAUAGUCAUGAGCAGGCAUAGGUGUAACAUGAUCAUCAUGGCUUGUUGCACUGGGGGAUUUGUACACUCAGCCAGUCAGCUUCUUCUCACUGUCUUCUUACCAUUUUGUGGCCCAAAUGAGAUCGAUCACUAUUUCUGUGAUGUGUACCCUUUGUUGAAAUUGGCCUGUUCCAACACACACAUAAUAGGUCUCUUAGUCAUUGCUAACUCUGGCUUAAUUGCUUUAGUGACUUUUGUUGUUUUGAUGCUGUCUUAUUUUUUCAUAUUGUAUACCAUAAGGGCAUACCCUGUGGAGAGCAAAAGAAAAGCUCUGUCUACUUGCAGUUCCCACUUAACAGUAGUAGUUCUGUUUUUUGGACCUGCUCUAUUCAUUUAUAUCAGACCAGCUACCACUUUCCCAGAAGAUAAAGUAUUUGCUCUUUUCUACACCAUAAUAGCUCCCAUGUUCAACCCUCUGAUCUAUACCCUGAGAAACACAGAGAUGAAGAACGCCCUACAGAAAGUCUGGGGUCAUCAAGUAUUUCUGAAAGGAAAGUAA
Messenger RNA from Peromyscus eremicus (cactus mouse), 933 nucleotides. RefSeq names its product olfactory receptor 4P4. Gene Ontology annotation, cellular component: membrane. The transcript has a single exon. Gene Ontology annotation, biological process: G protein-coupled receptor signaling pathway. NCBI's taxonomy places the organism in Eukaryota, Metazoa, Chordata, Mammalia, Rodentia, Cricetidae. Bases 1 to 933 code for a protein of 310 amino acids. Gene Ontology annotation, molecular function: olfactory receptor activity; G protein-coupled receptor activity. The record is from RefSeq and is a predicted model, not a curated record.